UGGACUGGCUUUAUCAGCUCCUGAAGUUCUUUUGAAUCAGGAAGUGAGAGUGUAAGCCAGCAUGGGUGCCUACAAGUACAUGCAAGAGCUAUGGAGGAAGAAGCAGUCAGAUGUGAUGCGUUUCCUUCUGCGUGUCCGAUGCUGGCAGUACCGCCAGUUAUCUUCCCUCCACCGUGCCCCACGUCCCACUCGCCCAGACAAAGCUCGUAGACUCGGCUACAAAGCCAAGCAAGGUUACGUUAUCUACCGUGUCAGAGUUCGCCGUGGUGGUCGCAAACGCCCAGUGCCCAAGGGUGCAACCUAUGGAAAACCCGUUCACCAUGGUGUGAACCAGCUCAAGUUCGCUCGCAGCUUGCAAUCAGUUGCUGAGGAGCGUGCUGGUCGCCAUUGUGGUGGUCUGAGAGUCCUUAGCUCUUACUGGGUGGGUGAAGACUCAACAUACAAAUUCUUUGAGGUUAUCCUUAUUGAUACUUUCCAUAAGGCAAUCAGACGCAACCCAGACACCCAAUGGAUCACAAAGUCUGUUCACAAGCACAGGGAGAUGCGUGGGUUGACAUCAGCUGGCAAGAAGAGCCGUGGUCUUGGCAAAGGCCACAAAUACCACAUCACAAUUGGUGGCUCUCGUCGUGCUUGCUGGAAGAGACGAAACACUCUUCAGCUUCACCGUUACCGCUAAUUGUACUUGUAAAUUUGCUAUUAAAAUAAACCUUUUGGUGAACCA
Molecule: messenger RNA, 721 nt
Organism: Xenopus tropicalis (tropical clawed frog)
Lineage: Eukaryota; Metazoa; Chordata; Amphibia; Anura; Pipidae
Gene: rpl15
Product: ribosomal protein L15
Exons: 4
Coding region: 62-676 (204 amino acids)
Biological process (GO): translation
Cellular component (GO): ribosome
Molecular function (GO): structural constituent of ribosome
Source: RefSeq, a predicted model, not a curated record